Molecule: messenger RNA, 1161 nt
Organism: Pyrus x bretschneideri (Chinese white pear)
Lineage: Eukaryota; Viridiplantae; Streptophyta; Magnoliopsida; Rosales; Rosaceae
Product: protein EXORDIUM-like 2
Exons: 1
Coding region: 43-975 (310 amino acids)
Source: RefSeq, a predicted model, not a curated record
GUCAUCACUUAACAAAUACAACUGCUCAAACCCUCCUCGUCAAUGGCUUUUACUUCCCAUUUGGCCAUCUGGGUCCCAUUUUUAUUUACCAUUUCUUCCUUCCUCAGCCCCUGUACAGCCACCAUGCGCAAGCUCUCAGCUUUAGUGCAGCAACAGCCGCUUGUGCUCAAUUACCACAAAGGUCCACUCCUUAAGGGGAACCUCGCCGUCAAUAUCGUAUGGUACGGCAAGUUCUCCCCCAGCCAACGGUCCAUACUAGUCGACUUUGUUCAGUCUCUGAGCUCCGGCCAGCGCACCUCACAGCCCUCCGUCUCGUCGUGGUGGCAGACUACUGGAGGAUACAAAGGAGGCCCCUCUACCCCCACCGUAGGGAAUCAAAUCCUGGACGAAACUUACUCUCUCGGAAAAGUACUCACAGAUCAAAAACUCGUAGCUCUGGCAGCCAAAGCAUCAAAAGGCCAAAACGCAGCGAUUAACGUCGUUUUGACCGGUGCCGACGUGACAGUUGACGGGUUCUGUAGCAGCCGCUGCGGCUCCCACGGAUCGGGAAUUGAGGGGAGAAAGACGGGCAAGCUGGCUUACGCUUGGGUGGGCAACCCGGCGAGCCAGUGUCCGGGUCAGUGCGCAUGGCCAUUUCACCAGCCAAUUUACGGGCCGCAGACGCCUCCGUUAGUUCCUCCAAACGGCGAUGUGGGGAUCGACGGAAUGGUUAUCAGUUUGGCUACGGUUUUGGCGGGAGCCGUGACAAACCCGUUUGAAAACGGAUAUUUUCAGGGAUCAAAAGACGCGCCUUUGGAGGCUGUGAGCGCGUGCACGGGUAUAUUUGGGAAGGGGGCUUACCCGGGUUAUCCUGGAGACGUUAUUCGGGACAAAACGACGGGAGUUAGCUACAAUGCGUUUGGGGUACGUGGACGCAAAUAUUUGCUCCCGGCGAUGUGGGACCCACAGACCUCCACGUGCAAAACACUCGUUUGAGACGUGUGCGUGUCGCUAGAACACUUUCAUGAAGUUGUGAGAGUUACACUACAAAGUAUUUUGUUGAAAAAAAUAAAUCAUGUAAAUUUGUAUAGUAUGCACAUUUCGGAGGUUGUUUGGUAUAUAUCAAAUAAUUUAUUGUAAUUUGGAAAAAUUGGAGUAAAAUUAAGAAAUAUCUCAAAAGUA